Messenger RNA from Pelobates cultripes (western spadefoot toad), 167 nucleotides. The record is from the annotation of a GenBank genome assembly. NCBI's taxonomy places the organism in Eukaryota, Metazoa, Chordata, Amphibia, Anura, Pelobatidae.
AUGUCGGACACUCUGUCCCACUCCAUUAGUCAUGCCCUCAUGUCCGCCCAGCGGACCUCAACCCACAUUGCUCCUAACCUCACAGAGCACAAACAGGUGAACACCGGUGGGUUCAAAGCCGCCAAAAAAUCUUGCUACAUAGACGAGGAAGCCUCCAAAAUUGUACA